UGCGCUUAACGGAAGCCGUUGCAGGUCAAUUUAAGUCGGCGUGCUCAUUUGAACCAGUGAAACUGAAACGAAGCAGAAGACGAACGGCCCAGCACUGGUUAUAUCUCGUUCUAACCGAUAUUGAUGGAUUGGCAGCCAGAUGAGCAAGGACUCCAGCAGGUCCUCCAGCUACUCAAAGACUCCCAGUCGCCCAACACAGUGACACAAAGAGCUGUCCAACAAAAACUUGAGCAACUCAACCAGUUUCCUGAUUUCAACAAUUAUCUCAUCUUUGUCCUCACAAGACUCAAAACCGAAGAUGAGCCGACUCGCUCCUUAAGUGGUUUGAUACUGAAGAACAAUGUUAAGGCUCACUAUCAGAACUUCCCUUCGGGAGUUUCUGAUUUCAUCAAGCGGGAAUGCCUCAACAGCAUUGGUGAUCCGUCACCACUUAUUCGGGCCACCAUUGGUAUCCUCAUCACUACAAUCGCCUCCAAAGGAGAGCUCCAGUCAUGGCCGGAGCUCCUGCCACAGCUCUGCAACUUGCUCGACUCGGAGGACUAUAACACCUGUGAGGGCUCGUUCGGUGCGCUGCAGAAGAUCUGCGAGGACUCGUCGGAGCUGCUGGACAGCGACGCGCUGAACAGGCCCCUCAACGUUAUGAUACCUAAAUUUCUUCAGUUCUUCAAGCAUUGCAGUCCAAAGAUUAGGUCCCAUGCCAUAGCCUGUGUGAACCAGUUCAUCAUUGGAAGAGCCCAGGCCCUCAUGGAAAACAUUGACACCUUCAUAGAGAGUCUGUUUGUGCUGGCAGCAGACGAAGACUCUGAGGUCCGUAAAAACAUCUGCAGAGCCCUGGUCAUGUUGCUGGAGGUCCGCAUUGACCGUCUAAUCCCCCAAAUGCACAGCAUUAUACAGUAUAUGCUGCAGCGAACUCAGGAUCCCGAUGAGAAUGUGGCUCUGGAAGCCUGUGAGUUCUGGUUGACCUUAGCGGAGCAGCCCAUUUGUAAGGAGGCGCUGUCCGGACACCUGGUGCAGCUGAUUCCUGUUUUAGUAAACGGCAUGAAGUACUCUGAAAUCGACAUCAUACUGUUGAAGGGUGAUGUGGAAGAAGACGAGGCGGUGCCCGACAGCGAGCAGGACAUCAAGCCCCGCUUCCACAAGUCACGCACGGUCACCCUGCAACAUGAAGGAGGGGAGGGAGAGGAGGAUGAAGACAUUGAAGAUGAUGAUGAGGACGAUGAUGAUGAUGCACUUACAGACUGGAACCUACGCAAGUGUUCGGCUGCAGCACUCGACGUUCUGGCUAACGUGUUCCGCGAUGAGCUGCUCCCCCACCUCCUGCCGCUGCUCAAAGGGUUGCUCUUCCAUCCAGACUGGGUCGUGAAGGAGUCUGGUAUUUUGGUGCUUGGAGCCAUAGCUGAAGGUUGCAUGCAGGGCAUGGUGCCCUACCUGCCAGAGCUCAUCCCCCACCUCAUCCAGAGUCUGAGUGACAAGAAGGCCCUGGUGCGCUCCAUCGCUUGCUGGACUUUGAGUCGCUACGCGCAUUGGGUGGUGUCCCAGCCCCCUGACUCCUACCUCAAACCGCUGAUGACGGAGCUUCUGAAACGCAUCUUGGACAGCAACAAGAGAGUCCAGGAGGCUGCCUGCAGCUCCUUUGCCACCUUGGAGGAGGAAGCAUGCACAGAACUGGUUCCUUACCUGAGCUUCAUCCUGGACACUCUGGUUUUUGCCUUUGGAAAGUACCAGCACAAGAAUCUCCUCAUCCUCUAUGAUGCCAUUGGGACUCUUGCGGAUUCAGUGGGUCACCAUCUCAACCAAGCUGAGUACAUUCAGAAGCUGAUGCCUCCUUUAAUAGCCAAGUGGAAUCUGCUGAAAGAUGAAGACAAGGAUCUCUUUCCACUUUUAGAGUGUCUGUCGUCUGUAGCCACAGCCCUGCAGAGUGGCUUUCUGCCGUAUUGCGAGCCGGUUUAUCAGCGCUGUGUCACUUUAGUUCAGAAGACGCUUGCUCAGGCUAUGAUGUAUAACCAGCAGCCAGACCAGUAUGAGGCUCCAGACAAGGACUUCAUGAUCGUUGCUUUGGACCUGCUGAGUGGGCUUGCAGAGGGGCUCGGUGGCCAUGUGGAGCAACUAGUGGCUCGCUCCAACAUAAUGACCCUGCUUUUUCAAUGCAUGCAGGACACAAUGCCUGAAGUGAGACAAAGCUCCUUUGCACUGCUGGGCGAUCUGACCAAGGCCUGCUUUCUUCAUGUGAAACCCUGCAUUGCUGAGUUUAUGCCCAUCCUGGGGCUAAACCUGAACCCAGAGUUUAUCUCUGUGUGUAACAAUGCCACCUGGGCCAUCGGGGAGAUCUCUAUGCAGAUGGGUGCAGAGAUGCAGCCUUACGUUAGUAUGGUGCUGCCUCACCUGGUGGAGAUCAUUAACAGACCCAACACCCCAAAGACUCUGCUGGAAAACACAGCCAUUACAAUCGGCCGACUCGGCUUCGUCUGCCCUCAGGAAGUGGCACCACAGCUGCAGCAUUUCAUCAGACCAUGGUGCACGUCUUUGAGGAAUAUUAGAGAUAACGAGGAGAAGGACUCUGCUUUUCGGGGAAUCUGUGUUAUGAUUGGUGUCAAUCCUGCAGGUGUGGUGCAGGACUUUAUUUUCUUCUGUGAUGCUGUGGCCUCAUGGGUCAACCCAAAGGAUGACCUGCGAGAUAUGUUUUAUAAGAUCCUGCAUGGCUUCAAGGACCAGGUGGGAGAGGAGAACUGGCAGCAGUUCUCAGAGCAGUUCCCCCCUCUGUUAAAGGAGCGACUAUCAACCUGCUAUGGUGUCUAAUCCAACCCUUGCUCCACUGACCUGUCAAGUUCAUGAAGGGGGAGGGUAACAGGGGAACUCACUGCACUGCCCAAAUCAUGGGGAGAAAUUCGAGCCGGAGGGAUGUGACUGGCCCCCGAUUCUCCAGUCUGCGGACGGCCUCCUUUUCCCCUGCGCCCAGUUUGUCUCUGAGGGAGGGUGGGAUGAGGGCGGUAGUUAAGGGGGGGUUAAUACAGGGAUAUUUACGUAUACCUCUCUAAUAAAUGCCUCACUGCUAGAAACUCAAAAGUGACUUUUGCCAACUAAAAUCCAGGGAUCUUAGGUAGGCGGGGGUGGGGCAGAGUUUAGACCUCCGUCUCCACGAUUGGGUUGUUCAUACCAGUUAGUGAAGUCUGGAUGGGGAGGGGUUGGGCUGAUGGGUACAAAAUAAUAAUUAUCCAAACCAGCAAAAUACAAAGCAUGUAGAAAGCUCACAUGUAGCUGUUUUAAACAGUAAAAGGAUCCUUUUACCUCGCACCUUUUUCCCGGCACACGCAAGUCUUUGUUCAUAUGUACGUUUAGUCGGAAUUCUGAAUUUCCUUACAAACCGUAGGACUUUUAUUUCUUUCCCGUCAACAAAAGCCGUAAAGGUUUAAGCCAUCCCAGGUCCAUGAAACUAUACUGCAUAUAAUCUAGGCUUAAGUUGCAUGUUUAUGUGAAUGUCUUUAUUUAUAGCAUUAAUCAUCAGUUUUCAGUCUAAUGCUUGGUUCAAGUUUCCCCUGCAAUCAUUCCCAUCCCUCCCACCCCCCAUUAGUUUUAACUAAGGUUGUUUGUGUUCAGACAGACUAUAGAUAAGUUGAGGAAUAAACUACUGUUUGAUGGUUAAUGCAGCAACUUAAUAAAACUGUAAGCAGAUCAAGAAUUAACUUUGCUGCUGUGGCUUCGUUGUCGUGAUAUUUAGGAAAUGUCAUCAAGGAUGAAUUCUUACUGGUAUAGAUGCACUUUUUCUCCUGAGAAAAUAGAAUUUCUAAUGGAAGACGUACGGUAAUAAUAUACUGAAUUUGUUAAGCCUGUUUUGGAUAAGUGAUCUUUUUAGGACUGCUGUAAGCAAAACGAUAACGAAAAUUUAACACUCAAGAGGGGCUAUAGGUUUAUAAUGCAACAACGAAAAGGGGAUGAAUAGGAUUUUAGGAAGAAGGCAGUACUCAUCAGAAAACGUUUCCUUGUCCGAGUUGAAGGGGGUAGAAAUGCACCAAUCAGGUUUCAUUGCCAUUAUUUUUUAAUAAAGCUUUGAGCAGCGGCAAUUUUGGUGGAUUUUGGUUUAUAAAAUAUUUGUGUUUCACAGAUACAAGUGUUUUGUAUUUGGAUAGUCAUGCCAUAUAUGUGCAAUUAUCAACAGUCGCUGUACAAUAUAGAUUUCCUGUUAAACCAGAAUAUCAUAUAGGAGCGUUAAGCUUAACUAAAGCAACAGUCUGCUUUAGUAUUUCCUAAAGAAAUAUAGAUCCUUAAGGCGUUGAUGGGAGCUGUUGUGCUUCUAUUUGUACAGUUUCUAACUCUGGUCACUAAGAUAUGAAGUUUUCAUGGAAACCUCCCAUGGGGUUAUAAUGUGCUGGUUUAUAUCCCCCCUCCAUUAAAGGAAAAGAGAAUAAAAUGUUUUAUCUUUGAAUAUUAAUCCAGUUUGGUUCUUUGUGGUUCUUUAAUGAGUAAUUAUCCACACUGCAAUGGCAGAUUUCUCUCUGCUGCAUUUGCUUAAAUAGCUUUUUUUUUUUUUUUUUUUGUUCUGCUCUGGUUUAUUUGAUACACUUUACAGAAGAGUAGUCUAGGAAGCAAAAAUAAUACAUCUUGAUACUGAUUUGUAAACAUUUACAAAUCCACUGUUGGAGGUUUUAGCCCUGGAAGGAUCUGAAAGAAAUGAAAUCAGAGGAAGCUCUCAUUCUAAUUCCCUUAUUAAUCUCUUACUGUUAAAAGCAUCUUGCAAGAAGGGUGUUGCAAAUGUUCACUGACCAGAUAUUCCAAUUAUUUUUCUCGGCACGUCUCUAAUCACAGUUUAUUAAAUUGGAUUUGCCAUUAAUUUAAAGGGGUUUAUCUGCUUUCUGCUGUACUUUGGUUAUCCAGCUUCUGAAACUCGUGAAUAAUGUUGCCAUGCCCCGUUGAUACUGUUUAGGUUAUGUCUGGGAUUAUUGGGAGUGAAUUUAGUUUUGAUUACACUGGUUACCUUAUCUAUGGGAGUGUUGGUGUGUUUCGGUUUAGCUUUUAAGUUCUUGUCUAUAGUUGAUUAAAACGGAAGUGUGUGUGUGUCGACCUUUGCCUGUUUGUGACGUUGACAGAAGUACUUCCUAGACAUAAUUUUCUGCAAGCCCUAUUUGAAAUUAUUCUAGGGAAUACAAGCUGAUUCACGCCUGCCUCAUGUAGCGCUCUGUUUGUUUGCCAGCCAAUAAGUAAUUCUGUUUUUCAAUGUGCAUGGACUUGAAAAGCUAAAGAUGAAGGCGUUUUCGGAAAGAAAACUUUAAAAAGCAAAUUCUAUUCCUGCCUAAUUAAACCAAUGUAACCCUUUUUGGAUUAUGCAUUAUAUAGGUUAAUGUGAUUCAUUUUUUUCCAUAAAUGUGAUGACUUUUUAUUUAUUUUCUUUUUUAAUUGCUGAUAGUGUUUUUGAAAACCUGAAACCACUUUCAGAAGCACCGCAGUGAGACCAUGGCUCAUUUUUUAGAUGUACCGUAAAAGGAAGUGAUGGCCGGGGCUCACAGGUCAAAUAUUCCCAGGAUUCAAUGCAAUGAUGCAUUUGGCUUGAUAAAAUAAAAAUAAAGUAACUUAUCACGUUCAACAAUAGCAAUAUGCACAAAAUGUCUUCAAUGCAAGUUUUUUCUUUCUUUUUUUUUUUUUCCAUUAAGGCUCAUUGCAUUUUUUUAUCUAUUUAUUUUACUUUUGGUUUUCUAUAUUGUGCAGUGGUGCACAAUUUUUGUUUUGGACUUUAAAAGUUUUUUUCUUUUUAUUCUUUUUAUUUAAAGAGCGGUUUUGUUUUACAGCUUCUCAUCUGAUUAUGUUAAACUUGAUGUGGGCUGAUGGCAAGUCGAUGCUGGGAGACUAUUUGAGGAGGAAAAUGGAAAGCAGAUCUUUUCUAUAAAGCUGGCAAAAGAAUUGAAUAAUUUCUUCUAGCUGAAUUGUGGUGUAGAUAGGAUUUAAUCUAAUAUUUGUAAAAGUGGGGAAGGUAUUUUCCUAAAGAGCUUUGAGUCUGCUAAAAGUUUUGUACCGUAAAUGAUGCAUGUAUAGAACAAUCAUUGUAUUGAGAGUAACAUAGCUAUGUUUGGAUUAUGUGCCACUGCACCUGAUAUUUGGAAUAAAUGCCAUUCUCAGCGGAUACUUAGGAUGUUUGUUCUUUUUUCCUUUGGCUAUUAAAUUUCUACAAAAUAAAACCUAAAUGAACAUCCA
Cyprinodon tularosa is the source of this 6180-nucleotide messenger RNA. Its product is annotated as transportin-2-like. The coding region runs from base 124 to 2796 and encodes 890 amino acids. Gene Ontology annotation, molecular function: small GTPase binding; nuclear import signal receptor activity. Gene Ontology annotation, cellular component: cytoplasm; nucleus. The transcript has 25 exons. Gene Ontology annotation, biological process: protein import into nucleus. The record is from RefSeq and is a predicted model, not a curated record. Lineage: Eukaryota; Metazoa; Chordata; Actinopteri; Cyprinodontiformes; Cyprinodontidae.